This is a messenger RNA of Chroicocephalus ridibundus (black-headed gull), 6186 nucleotides long. It is a transcript of the gene LMLN, whose product is annotated as leishmanolysin like peptidase. Gene Ontology annotation, molecular function: metalloendopeptidase activity. The transcript is spliced from 17 exons. Gene Ontology annotation, cellular component: cytoplasm; membrane. Gene Ontology annotation, biological process: proteolysis; cell adhesion. The record is from RefSeq and is a predicted model, not a curated record. The coding region runs from base 16 to 2010 and encodes 664 amino acids. NCBI's taxonomy places the organism in Eukaryota, Metazoa, Chordata, Aves, Charadriiformes, Laridae.
GAAAGGCAGUCGAAGAUGGCCGCCGAGCCGGGCGGCGGGCGCCCCUGGCCCUACUGCCGUUACCGGCCGCUGCUCGCUGCUUUUGCCGCCGCGCUGCUGCUUCUUUCUCCCUCCUCUUCUUCCUCUUGUCACCACCGCGUGCCCAGCGGCGAGGAGGUUGUCUAUCGAGUUCCUCUUAAGGAAAAUCAUGUCUUGAAGAGAAAUGUGGAUCAACAGCUAAGAAUCAAGAUUAUAUACGACAGAAGUGUUGAGGAUUUGCUACCUGAGAAAAGGCACCUUAUAAAGAACAAGCUUUUUCCACAAGCUAUAUCUUAUUUGGAGAAGACAUUUCAAGUGCGCAAAUCCUCGGGUACUAUAUUACUAAGCAGGCAGUGUGCGACAAACCAAUAUUUGAGGAGGAAAGCUGACCCUCACAGAUACUGCCUAGGAGCCUGCGCACAGCAUACGAGAUGUGGGCCAGUUAUAGUUCCUGAGAAACACCUCCAGCAAUGCAGGGUGUGCAAUGGGAGUGAAUGGCACUGCAGACCCACGGGUAUACCUGACCAAGAAGGGGUUCGAGAUGCUGACUUUGUACUUUACGUUAGUGCUCUCACUACUGAAAGGUGUGGCCAUGAAAAUAUCAUCGCAUAUGCAGCCUACUGCCAACUGGAAGCUGAAAUGGACAGGCCAAUAGCAGGAUAUGCGAACUUGUGUCCAAAUAUGAUUUCAACGCAAGCUCAGGAAUUCGUUGGCAUGUUGUCUACAGUGAAACAUGAGAUUAUCCAUGCACUGGGUUUCUCUGCUGGACUGUUUGCAUUUUACCGUGAUGAUGACGGAAAACCUUUGACAACAAGAUAUGCAGAUGGACUCCCUCCUUUUAAUGAAAGUCUAGGUUUAUAUCAGUGGAGCAAUAAAGUCGUUCAUAAAGCAGUGAGGUUAUGGGACAUACGUGGUGGCAAAAUGCUGCGCCAUGCUGUGUAUCUUCUGGUAACACCUCGUGUAGUUGAAGAAGCUCGAAAACAUUUUAAUUGUCCAAUUCUGGAGGGAAUGGAGCUUGAAAAUCAAGGAGGCAUGGGUACUGAGCUCAAUCACUGGGAGAAAAGAUUGUUGGAGAAUGAAGCGAUGACUGGAUCCCAUACACAAAAUCGAGUCUUUUCCAGGAUCACCUUAGCAUUAAUGGAAGACACAGGCUGGUAUAAAGCAAAUUACAGCAUGGCAGAGAAAUUAGAUUGGGGACGCAAUAAAGGCUGUGACUUCGUAAUGAAGAGCUGUAAAUUCUGGAUUGACCAAAAGAGACAAAAGAGGCAAUUAAUCAGUCCAUACUGCGACACUUUGAGGAGUAAUCCUUUGCAGUUAACCUGCAGACAGGACCAAAGAGCAGUAGCAGUGUGCAACUUGCAGAAGUUUCCAAAGCAGUUACCUCAGGAAUAUCAGUAUUUUGACAAUCUUAGUGGAGUACCAGCAGAAGAAUUGCCUUACUAUGGUGGCUCAGUAGAAAUUGCUGAUUAUUGUCCCUUUAGUCAAGAAUUUAGUUGGCAUUUAAGUGGUGAAUUUCAACGCAGCUCAGACUGUAGAAUAAUUGAAAACCAACCAGAUCCUACCAAAAACUACGGUGCAGAGAAAUACGGACCAAACUCUGUAUGUCUUAUUCAGAAGUCUGCUUUUGUCAUGGAACAGUGCAGGAGGAAACUCAGUUACCCUGACUGGGGUAGUGGAUGUUACCAGGUUUCUUGUUCUCCACAAGGGCUGCACGUUUGGGUGAAGGACACAGCGUACUUGUGCAGCCGCUCAGGUCAGGUAUUAACUGUGAGCAUUCAGAUGAAUGGCUGGAUACACGUUGGGAAUCUGAUUUGCCCAGCCUGUUCGGACUUCUGUGACUCCUGUCCCCCAGAGCGGGAUCCUCCAGCUUCUAACUUAACAAGAGCUGCACCAAUCGACUUAUGCUCCUGCUCGUCUAGCCUGGUUGUAACCCUUUGGCUAUUGAUGGCUAAUUUAAUUCCCCUGCUAACAGGGUUAUUUCUCUGCGCAUAGAGUUAAGCAUGGGUCCAGAAGAUGUUCCAAGGUGAUACACCAUCAUGUUGCACUCCUUAUUGCGGAGCACUGAGUUUUUGCCUCUGCAGGCAGCUGUCUUCUGCUGAACCUCAUCUCUCCUGGCAAGUAUCGGUGCAGACAGUAGUCAGGGAGGUACUGACAAAAGCAGCCAGGGUUUGAGAGGAGGAAAAUUUACCUUGUCAUCUCAGUAAGUGCCAGUAUUUUCCUGAAUUGCAACCUUUUGAUUUUUUUUGACACGUUAACAAGAUCUCAUAUGCCAACUGCAUUAGACUACCUGGCAACUUGGUUGAGAUUUGAAACAAGAACUCUUCUGUAAUAGAACUGAGGGUUGGUUUUUUUAUGUCAUCGGUGUGACUGGUAGCAAAGCAUCCUCAAACUGGAAAUAUACCUCAGUGGUUUAGUCAAAAGCCAUGUAAAAAUCAGUUACUAUCACUACUAAUAACCAGGCCUAAACAGGUGUGGGAAUUGUUUGUUUGUUUUGUCAAUUCUUACAACUUAUGGGGGGAAGAAAUAAUUCAGUGGGAUAGACCAGUGGUUGGCAGUUGUCUCCACAACUGGAUUCUGCAGCUUUGAGGCUUCUCAGAAUUCAUACAAGUUUGUGGGAUAGUGGCUAAUUCUUGGGGUUCACUUAAACCUUCCUACAUGCACAAAGUGGAAUUCCAGACUGGUAACCAAGACAACUGUCUAGAAAUCCCAUUCUCGUUUAGCAUGUGCCAGUUCUACUGUGAAAUUCAAUACAUGAAACGUUUGAAUAUUCUCGGAGUCAUUUGCUAGGCAGAUGCAUUUCAGUACUGACAGCCAGUCUGUAAAAUUGGGAUAGUUUUUCUCAUUACUUUUAAUUUUGUUGGCUUGUUUCUUAAAUAAUGGCAUUAUUAUUUUUUUAAAUAGUAUGAACACAAACACAGCUGUUCUCACUUUGAAGGGCAAACCAGUAGCGAUGGCAGCUAUAAUCUUACAGGACCACAUUGACUUCUCUAGACCAAAAACUAUACUGAAUGUGUGAAGAAGUCUGAACUGUCUUUUUUCUUUUUUUUUUUUCUCCCUCUAUUUUUUCUUGGAUAUAUAGUUGAUAAUCCAAAUGCUAUGGAUUAUUUGAGUAUUUGUAAUAAGUUAGAGAAUCAGACAGUUUGAACCACACGAGGGCGCACUUUGGUGCAAGAUUAAUCACUUGAAUGACAGAAUAUGUAAGAGGAAGGAAAUGGGCAAAAUCUGUCUUGCUAAGGACAGCUGUUCUAUAGGACACUCUUAAGGAUGUUUUUAUUUGUUUCUGACUCUAUAUAAUGUGUUACAAAUAACCCUGUUCAGAGUAAAAGAAACUCUUAUGUGGUGCAAUCCAUUGUCUGUCCUGUUAGGAUAGUUUUCAUUCUUGGAAAAGUGUUAAACUUGAGGGAGCAGAUGUGCCCAGUGCACUAAAAAACUCAAAUAUAGGGAGAAAGGUGACGUUACUCUGCUUCUUAAAUGUGCUGUGAUGUUAGAAUUGUCAGUGACUAGAUCCCUUUCUAAAAUGAAGGGUAGGGGGAUGGAAGGGGUAGGGAGUAAAAUUGCUUUAGCUACAACUAAAUUUGUUUAAUAAUAGGACUUCCAUUGUAAUUGUAAGAAAAUCUUUGUGCCUACUGGACUUGGGGUUUUUUAUUUAUUUAUUUAUUUAAAGAAAUUCUUACAACACUGCUGAGGCAAGGAAGCUGCAACCUACAACUGUCUGAAGGCAUCGCAGUUGAGAGAGUACCUCGCACUGGGCUAGUUCCCCUUCUUAACUGCAGGUUAAUUUUGCUUUGAAUUAUCCAAGGCCUAGGCUAGCCUUAAGUAGGUGUUUCUGAGAAGCAAUAUAAAUUAGGAAUCAAAUGCUUUAAAUGUGUAGAAAUUCAAAUUAAGAAACACUCAGAUUAAUAAGCAAAUUAUCUUAAUAUAUGCACAAUCAACAGUUGGUGUAAAUUGAUUCCUUGAGAAACAUAAAGGUUUGAGAAGACAUCUUAGGUCCCAGAGGUUGAUAUUGUAUUUUUUGUCUGUUGUGCAAUAAUACAGUUUAAAUGGUAUCAUUCAACAACAAUGCUUUUGAUACUUGAAAAGAAAUUAUUGGUUAUUUUUUCUUACUGUGAAAUAUUUGCACUGUCUGAACUUUCUGGUUAACUUUAUAACUGUUAAACUUUUUUACUGGUGUUAAUUUAUUGUGUGUGGUAUUUGAUAUGCUAGUCUCCUGUCUGUAAGUGUGAACUUUGUCAUAUUUAAUUGAGUAUUUUUAUUCUCUACACAGUUGUUUGUCUUGAGGGCUUUUCUUCUUUUAUUCUCUCGACCAGAGAAUUAACUGAAAGAUGGCUUAAAAAGUCGAUGCUUACCUACUUCUGAAUUGUAUGCAUUAAAUAAAGAAAGAGGCUGUAGUGCAUUGUACCUACAGGGAAAAAUGUAUCUGCCUGUCGGAGCUCUUGUGCUCAGAUUCACCAGUACCUGCAUCAGUGAACCCAGUGAAGUAAAACCAUUACUGCCUUAAUAAUCUGAGAUUUCAGUCAUAAUUUCUUUGACAUGCAGCCCUGCAGCUGGCUGUGCACUGCAGAACUGGCCGUGGCUUUGGGAAGUUGAGGGGAGGAAGGUACUUUAGCCAGCAAAAUCCAACACGUUCUGACCCGUCAGUGCAGGAGCAGCUGUAGCCGUAUUGGAACUGCCCAGAAAUGUGUCGAGUUCAACUUAAAGUGAGAAUGAACUGGUGGCUGUCAAAAAGAGUAUUUGAGUAAAACUGACUACCUCAGUUCUGUUUGAGUCUUCUAACCUGCUGUGAACUUCCACAUCUUAAGAGGAAUUAAGUAAAAACAUGUCUCAGGUUUUUAAGAGCAUAACAAACACAGUAGGAAGCAUAAGCCAUUUUUGAGUGUAGAACACAGUAAAACUGUAGCUCAAACCAAUCAGUUAUGUAGCCUUAAGUGUAGUUUUCCCCGUAAAAGUCGGUAUUGGUUUUAAAUAAAUAGAAAGUUUGCAGGUGCCUACUUUAGGUGUCCUGACUAUAUUGUGGCAAGUCCAUCCUGCUGCAUCUCUUGCGUGUGAAAACUUUGAAAUAUAGCCCAAAUAAGCCUUUGUGUUUUCACCAGAGUAGACAGGGCAGCGGGAGCCCUGGAAAUAGUGCUAAGAGAUAAACAAGUUAGCUUGUCUGUAGCAGAAACGUUUUCAGUAUGUGAUGUCGCAGUUUUAAUCUUUUUAAAACAUUCCAUGUUUGAUUAUGGAAGUAAAUUUAUCUUGCGGUUUCUUUUUACCCUGGCGGUUCAAAUCUCUAGCAUUUCAGUUAGAAGUUGAGGCAAGUCAUACUUUAGGAACACGUUUUUCUAGCGUUUCAAACAAUUCCAAGGAGGAAGGAUAGCUUUUGGCUGGAGGAUGCAGCAAGUGAAAUUCCACUGAAAAGCAGGCAAUUCGUUCCUCUUGAAAUGAGUUGAAGUCUUGGGGGGCUGUCACGGCCUUGGAUGUAGGUUAAUUACUGAAAGAGAAUUUUUGACCCCCAUUAAUUGACUGUCAGUGCAAUGCAGCCCAUUCUUUCUGCUACACAGUAGUAAAUUAGGAAGACUGAUGUCACUUAAGAGCAGACAUACCCACACUCCCUUGCGAGGGACAGUUUUUAAAUCUUCCUGCAAAUCUUUCUGCUUGAAUAUCUUUCAUCCUGUUGUCCCCACAUUUCCUACGCGUGACUUUCAGCCUGCUGAGCAGGUCACGGUCUUCCCCCUGCAAGCUUGAACAACCAGCUUUCGCUUGGCUGAAUGUAUCGCUCCUCGGGAUUUGCGCCUAUUUGUAUAUUAAAUAAUGGGAUCUUACACUACCAGACUUCCAAAGUGCAAAUAUUGCCUUUUUUAAUGUGAAGCUUACCUUGGAGAUAAAACAACUGUUGUGAGGGAACUGGCUGACCUUGAACAUGUGUUUCCUAUUUUGGUACAGAAUGUAAAUAUAGAACAAACUAUUUUACAUAGAUUUUGACUGGAUUGAGAUAUAAGGGCUAAUUUUUGUUAUUUAUGGAGUAAAAAUUUCCUUAUUUUACUGUGUUAAAAAAAAAAGUAUGUCAUACAAAAGAAGAAAAAAUUGUUCAUCAAUAAAAUGUCUGUAGAAAAUUGAGUCGUCUUGUCCUUUUCUUGAGAGCUGACAAUUAUUAACUGCAAGUAUAAGCAUGAUAAAGGACCACCAUUA